AAAAAACAUCAACCUAUUCAAUCUAAGAGAGAUAAAAAGAAGAUCUAGAGAGGGAGAGACCAAGAAACAUGAGUAACCAGAAUGUUGAUGAUCAUAAUCUUCUAUUCAUUUCUCAGAUGUACCCUAAUGUCUAUACUUCAUCGAUACCACAACAAGCGGGAGAUUCAAAACCAGCGCAGCCAAUGAGGAGGAGGAGGAAGAAGAAGGGUGUUGCGGUGGCGGAACAAGGUGGAGAUGGAAGCAAUGGGUGGUUUAGGAAGAGGAAAUUGAGUGAUGAGCAAGUAAGAAUGCUGGAGAUGAGUUUUGGAGAUGAGCAUAAGCUUGAGUCAGAGAGGAAAGAUCGUCUUGCUAAGGAGUUAGGGCUUGAUCCUCGUCAAGUCGCCGUCUGGUUCCAAAACCGCCGUGCACGGUGGAAGAACAAGAGGCUUGAAGAUGAAUACACUAGACUCAAGAACGCACACGAAAACGUCGUCGUUGAGAAGUGUCGCCUUGAUUCUGAGGUUCUUCACCUAAAGGAGCAGCUUCAUGACGCUGAAAGAGAGAUCCAACGGUUGGCACAAAGAGUCGAAGGAGCCAUAAGCAGCAGUCCUAUCUCAUCUUCUGUCUCUAUCGAAGCUAAUCAGACUACGCCAUUUUUCGGUGACUACGAAGUCGGAUACGACGGUGACAGUUACGAGAACUUAUUCUACUCGCCGGAAUACAUUAAUGGAUUUGAAUGGAUGAGCCCAUUCAUCUGAAAAGAACUAAGCUUAAAUAUUAAUUUAAUUAGUAUAGAGAUAACUUGGUUAUUCUAUAUGAUUGGUCGAUAUCUA
Messenger RNA from Eruca vesicaria subsp. sativa (arugula), 812 nucleotides. Lineage: Eukaryota; Viridiplantae; Streptophyta; Magnoliopsida; Brassicales; Brassicaceae. The record is from the annotation of a GenBank genome assembly.